AUGCGAGAAAAUCUUACAUUUAAACAUGACAUAGCUAAUCUUAAUCAGGCAUUCGUUGAAGCACAAGUAUAUACUAAAAUAGCAUGUGAUGCAUAUAAAGUUUUGCGAGAAAAAUUUGACGUCAAACAAGCUGUUACAAAGAAACUCAAAUUAGAAUGUGCAACUGUAUCGGAAUCAUAUGAAGCUCGAUUGAAAGAAUUAUCACCAUCAUUAGUAUCGUCGUCUAGAGCAAUAACAGAACAAGAUAAAAUAAAAGAAGAACCAAUUGAUCUUGAUUCUCAAAGAGAAUGCAUAGAAAAACAUUUAAAUGAAAUGAAAAUAAUAAAAGAUCAUCUAGAACAAGCACAACGUCAAUUUGAAAAUCGUCAUAAAGAAUUAAAUAACUGGUAUAGACGCAUGAAAAAACAAUAUGAACAUCUAUUAUCAUGUAUUCAAGAUUGUCAGGCAAAAUUAUAUCUAAAUAUGCGAUUGAAACCAAAAUCAAAAGAAUGUAAUAUGAAUAAAUCAAGUCAAGGAAAUAAUAAUAAAACAAACAAUUCAAAUGAAGAUAUAGAAGAAAUAUUUAUGCAAGUAAAACCAACAUUGUCAUAG
Rotaria sordida is the source of this 591-nucleotide messenger RNA. Lineage: Eukaryota; Metazoa; Rotifera; Eurotatoria; Philodinida; Philodinidae. The record is from the annotation of a GenBank genome assembly.